This is a messenger RNA of Macrobrachium nipponense, 1423 nucleotides long. RefSeq names its product protein HGH1 homolog. The record is from RefSeq and is a predicted model, not a curated record. Lineage: Eukaryota; Metazoa; Arthropoda; Malacostraca; Decapoda; Palaemonidae. The coding region runs from base 198 to 1313 and encodes 371 amino acids. The transcript has 8 exons.
UACUGUUAUGUAAGUCGAGAAGACGUUCGUAACCCAACAAUAAGAAUACGGACUUUUGAGGGAGAGCUGUUAUAAAGCCAAAUCCUCGCUAUUACUACUACUAACUAGCACUAACGCAUGACAGCUCGUUACUACGACAACAACUACGUUAUUUUGCUGAACAUUCAAAUUACCAUAAGUCACCUCAUGUUUUGAAAAUGGCCCACCUGGAAGAAUUACUUCAGUUUUUGUCCCCAAGUGCACGUUUUGAUGUCAAGAGCGCAGCUUGCAUGACAGUAGCACAACUUACUGGAACAUCAGAGGGUCUUCAGCUUCUUUCUUUGCGUCCUGAUAUUUUGACUGCGGUUAUUGGCCUUAUAAGAGACCCUGAAAUAUACACAGCCAAAGAUGCUAUGAGAACUCUCAUUAAUUUGUCAGCUGAGGAUUCCGGUGCAUCUGCUCUUUUAGAAUUGAAAGAUGUUGAUAUUACAGCAGAAGUGAUUAAGUGCAUACAGGAUAAGGAGUAUCCUCAUGCAGACUACGCUUGUGGAGUUCUCGCAAAUCUUUCUAAACCCAAACAGUGUUGCCAGAAGGUGUUUGAGAGUCUUGACAGAGGGCCAGUCAAGUUGGAAGGCCUUGUUUACAUCUUGUGCCAGAUGAACUACAAUACCAAAGGGGCCAAGCUCCACCUGUUAGCUCCAUGCAUCACAAAUUUCUCUCAACUAGCAGAUGGGAGAAGGCAGAUGAUGGACAGAAAUUCGCUAAUGAUACAGAGGCUUAUUCCAUUCAUGGAGUACAAAGAAUCCAAAGGCAGGCGGUUCUCAAUCAUCGCAGCGAUACACAACUGCUGUUUUGAAAAAGAGAAUCACUCAUGGCUUAUGGGUGAGGAUAUUGAUAUUGUACCUAGACUAGUCUUACCUCUCGCUGGACCAGAUGUAUAUACCGUUGAGGAGAAUGAUUCCCUACCUGUGGACUUACAAUACCUUGGUGAUGACAAGGAGAGAGAACCUGACCCGGAAAUCCGCAAGUUGCUUCUGGAAGCUUUAAUGCAGAUGUGUAUUACUCGUAAUGGUAGAGAAAAGAUGAGAUCGCAAAAUAUCUACCUGAUUCUGAAAGAACACCAUACGUGGGAGACAGAUCGCCGAUGUAUUAUGCUAAAUGAAGACCUUGUGAACUUAAUCAUCAGGACAGAAGAAGAGAUUGGGGUGGAAGACUUGUCAACUGUUGAGGUGUCUUCAGAUCUGUCAAGAAAAUUUUUGGAAUCUGACAGAGAAUAUCUAGCAGGAGACUUGUCAGACAUCAAGGAAAUAACUGAAGAUGUAGCAAAGGAUUAGUACAUAAUUCAUUUCUUUCUGAAAGAAGAGAUUUUUAAAAGUUGAAAAGUUUCAAAUUUGAUGUCCUCGGUUGAAGAUGUUAACAUAAUGAAUUUUUAUCGAAGUGUAAA